AUGUAUUUAUCAGAUUUGGUUGAGUCAAGGUAUGUUUAUGGCGGUGGAUGGGGUGGUUCAGCAGGAAGCGGUUGGAGCAGUUCUCCGGCUGGUAGUUUCGGAGGAUCUUCGGCAAGUGGCUGGGGUGCGGCUCUCACGAAUCCUCGUCAAGCACAGCAUUCUAGCGCUGGUGGAUGGGAUGGUUCGUCGAGCAGUGGUUGGAGCAGCUCUCCGGCCGGAAGUUUCGGCGGUUCAUCGGCCAGCAGUUUGGGUGCAGCGUUGAACGCACUUCGUCGUGCCCUCUACUUUGCAGCCUAA
Molecule: messenger RNA, 297 nt
Organism: Anisakis simplex (herring worm)
Lineage: Eukaryota; Metazoa; Nematoda; Chromadorea; Rhabditida; Anisakidae
Source: the annotation of a GenBank genome assembly